AUGCCAGAGUUGCGAAGUGGUGCUCGGAGAGCUUGCCUGAGGUCUAAGAAGUCAGACAACGUCAAGGCUGCAGACCCAGUUGGGAGCCCAGCAGUGCCACCUCCUCAGGGCAGGACUAGAAGGCGUGGAGGUGCUGUGGCUGGUAGUGGUAGAGGUAACAAGGCAGCUGCUAAGGGUAGAGGGAGACUGAUCUGCCUUGCAACAACCUCCCUGAACCUGGUUGCCGGCGAGGCAGUUAUUGGCAUAGCCCAAAAGGACCUUUGUUUGAGCAAGGCAGCUGCCCGUGCUGCCAACUUAAGAAUGGCAGGUGAUUUUGCGGACAAAUUUGCAGUGGCAGAGGAUGAUGCCACAGCCUCUCCAGUGCCUGAGAGGGUUCAAGUAGGCAAUUCCCCAGAAUAUUUAACUGGUAGAAAGUUAGGCAAAGGUGGCUUUGGCCAGGUUUAUGUUGGAAGAAGAGUAUCUGGUGGAUCUUCUCGUAUGGGUCCUGAUGCACAUGAGGUUGCACUAAAUUUUGAGCACCGAAGCAGUAAGGGAUGCAACUAUGCCCCCCCAUGCGAGUGGCACGUUUAUCACACUCUCAAUGGUUGUUAUGGCAUUCCAUCAGUCCACUACAAGGGUCACCAGGGAGAGUACUACAUUCUUGUAAUGGAUAUGCUUGGUUCCAGCCUCUGGGAUGUUUGGAAUUCUGUAGGACAAGCGGUGGCUCCUCAAAUGGCUGCUUGCAUUGCUGUUGAGGCAAUAUCAAUUCUUGAGAAACUUCAUUCAAAAGGCUUUGUACAUGGCGAUGUGAAACCAGAGAACUUUUUGCUUGGUCAGCCUGGUUCACCUGAUGAGAAGAAGCUUUUCCUGAUUGAUCUUGGUUUAGCAUCCAGAUGGAAAGAAGCAGCAUCUGAUAAGCAUGUUGAAUAUGAUCAGAGGCCUGAUAUCUUUAGGGGAACAAUUAGAUAUGCUAGUGUCCAUGCUCAUUUAGGUCGUACUGGUAGUAGGAGGGAUGAUCUGGAGUCACUGGCAUACACCCUUAUUUUUUUAAUAAGAGGAAGAUUGCCUUGGGAGAUGACAAGAGUUUUCUUGUUUAUGGUCACCAAUUUGAAAUUUGAUGAAGAGCCAAAUUACCCUAAACUUAUUUCUGUUUUUGAUGGUUUGAUUGAAGAGCCUGCUUCAAGACCCAUCAGAAUUGAUGGAGCUCUAAAGGUUGGACAGAAACGUGGAAGAGCACACGUAAACCUUGAGGUCGAAGAACAACCAAAGAAGAAAGUUAGGUUGGGGAGCCCAGCAACUCAAUGGAUUUCAGUGUAUAAUGCUAGGUGGCCCAUGAAGCAGAGAUAUCAUUAUAAUGUAGCUGAUUCAAGGCUGCACCAGCAUAUAGAAAAAGGUAAUCGAGAUGGUUUGUAUAUAAGUUCUGUGGCUUCUUCAGCAAAUUUUUGGGCUCUCAUCAUGGAUGCUGGGACUGGGUUUUGUUCUCAAGUUUAUGAGCUCUCACAAGUGUUUCUGCACAAGGAGUGGAUUACAGAGCAGUGGGAGAAGAAUUAUUACAUAACAGCAAUUGCUGGAGCAACCAAUGGAAGUUCCUUGAUUGUAAUGUCUAAAGGUCUGUAG
Messenger RNA from Miscanthus lutarioriparius, 1596 nucleotides. The record is from the annotation of a GenBank genome assembly. Lineage: Eukaryota; Viridiplantae; Streptophyta; Magnoliopsida; Poales; Poaceae.